AUGGAAGCUACAGCCCAACGAGACAUGGAAGCGAACGCAAACGCAACCCAUGCAGCCACCACAUCUUCUUCCUCCUCUUCGUCGUCCACAUCUUCCUCCUCCUGCCUCAUCAAUGCCGCGCCACAAGAGGUGCCCAAGAGCUCCAAAACCACGAACAAGCGGAAGCGAGCCUGUUCGCCGGAUUCCCAGGAAGUAGAAGCCAAUGGCAGUACCGGCCACCAAGGCGAGGAGAGCAGCAGCUGCUGCAGCACCGACGAUAACGCGGUGGCGAGCGGCGGCAACAAGGCCCAGGCGGCGGCGGGGGCUGGCGGCGCCGGGUCCGGCAGCCGGAGCGGGUACAAGCACCCGUCGUACCGCGGCGUGCGGCGCCGGAGCUGGGGCAAGUGGGUGUCCGAGAUCCGGGAGCCCCGCAAGAAGUCGCGCAUCUGGCUGGGCACCUUCCCCACAGCGGAGAUGGCGGCGCGCGCGCACGACGUGGCCGCGCUCGCUAUCAAGGGCCGCGCCGCGCACCUCAACUUCCCGGACCGCGCCCACGAGCUGCCCCGCCCGGCGUCCACGUCCCCCGCCGACAUCCAGGCCGCGGCGGCCCAGGCUGCCGCCGCCGCCGAGGUGCAGUGCGACGCGCCGCCAUCGCCGUCGCCGUCUUCGUCUGCAGAGCUGCCGUCCUCCCCCGCGGCCGACGCGUCGCCGGAAGCUGCCUGCUGCCCCGAGACGACGACGGCGCACGGCGGCGACGGCGGGCAGUGCCAGGACAACGCGCUGUUCGACCUGCCGGACCUCCUCCUGGACCUGAGGGACGGGCUGUGGUGGCCGCCGGUGUGGCCGGCGGCAAUGGCCGGCGAGGAGUACGACGGCGGCGACGGCGUCGGGAUGCACGAGCCGCUCCUGUGGGCGGAGUAGUUGCCACUCGCCUUACCUUUUCUACGCACUUUCGAGUAUUCAAUAGAUACCACACUAGCUAUAGUAGUAGUAUACAUCUAUCUUCCAAAAAAACAGAGAAAAAUUGGAAAAAGAGAUACCACCAGACCGUAUGUUUACUUAUUCUUUAUCUUAAAUUAGCAGUGCUUGUGCUUGAUUUGGCCA
Messenger RNA from Panicum hallii, 1083 nucleotides. Its product is annotated as ethylene-responsive transcription factor ERF024-like. Lineage: Eukaryota; Viridiplantae; Streptophyta; Magnoliopsida; Poales; Poaceae. Bases 1 to 900 code for a protein of 299 amino acids. Gene Ontology annotation, molecular function: DNA binding; DNA-binding transcription factor activity. The record is from RefSeq and is a predicted model, not a curated record. Gene Ontology annotation, biological process: regulation of DNA-templated transcription. The transcript has a single exon.